Messenger RNA from Alosa alosa (allis shad), 1952 nucleotides. RefSeq lists its product as uncharacterized. The record is from RefSeq and is a predicted model, not a curated record. The transcript is spliced from 5 exons. Lineage: Eukaryota; Metazoa; Chordata; Actinopteri; Clupeiformes; Clupeidae. The coding region runs from base 463 to 1764 and encodes 433 amino acids.
GAAGGAGGAGGAGGAGGAGGAGGAGGAGGAGGAGGAGGGGAAGAAGAGGAAAGAGAUGAGUUUGAAGGUUUGAGACCCACAGAGGAAUCAGAGGAUGAAGGGGUCUCCAUUGACCCCGAGGACACUGAUGUCCAGGAGGCACAUGAAGGAUGGCACUCUGAGGAAGGUGAAACCGAUUUCACUGAUGACUUCACAUCGCCUGUCACAGAGGCCAGUGAUGCCUUAUUGUAUGAGGCAGAGUUGGAGCUCAUUGAGACCGGGACAGAUGCUUCACUCCUGAGGGAAGACGCAGACUCGACUUCCACAGAGGCAGACCUAACCAGCGGACCCAAACACACAGGGUUGGACACACCCUGGGAAUCACAACUGGCACUGCAGGAAUCUGAAAUAGCUGCAGGAUCAGGUUACACAGAGAAUGGCCACGCAUCAGACAUCCUUAGAAAUACUCAUGAUGACAAUGUUAUGGCUGACACUGAGUUUGUGCCAUGUGGUGCGCCUGAAGAGAUGACUCUUAUGGACAUGUCUGUAUCAAAUCCAGUGUCUGAAUCAAUACAUAGACAGCAAGAGGAAGCAGAACUUAAAAUAAAGAUGCCAUUAUCUAAGGAAUCAAAAUCAUUGGAUGAGGGGAGUGAAUUAGAGCUCAAGGGGUCGACCACAGCAACACUCACAGACUUGUCAGUUGAAGAGGAAUUGAUGGAGUCAGAUGUUAUAUUUACGGCAGAGGCUGAGACGGAUGAAAACCCAGAGCUAUCUGAGGGCCCCAUGGACCCAAAAGCACCACCAGAGAGCAUCAUCCCAGAGUCUGAGAGAGAAUUUGGAGAAGAAUCAGUUCACACUGGCAGAACUCAAGUGCAGGAGUUGUGUAGAACAGGAUCCAUGAGUAGCGAUGAGGACAACGAACACAGAGAGACUCAGGAAGAAUUAAGAGCUUCAGAAAGUAACCUGGUAGAAAACAAAAGCGAACUGCUAGAAGACAAGGCAGGAAAUGAAUCUGCACCAGUGGCGGAGUGCCAAACAGAUAUGAAUGAAGAAGCUGAGUUGGAAGACACAGUGCCAGGAGAACGGGAUGGAAUCACAGCAGCAGGACCAGAUGACAUGGAGGAAGACUUGCAAAAGGCUUUACCAGAAGACAUGGCAGGACUAAAUGAAGAACCAGAUGUUGAAGACAUGGCAACCAUAGAGGUGAGGGAUGGAGAGGCGACACACCUGGAUGACAGGUUGCUGAAGAGAAAGCUGGAGCGUGCUGGAGCAGAGGAAGAGGCGCUAGAAGAUGAGCCAGACGUCACAGCAGGGCCAAAGCGGUCCUCUUUGGACUUCUCUGUCCAGAAGUCUCGCAUCGCAGUGAAGAACCCUCUGGUCCGCCCUCCCAAAGACCCACGCAGCCUCCUGAAUCUGGCCUCUCUGCAGCCCACCCCCAGGGCCCGUCCUCGGCAGGACGCCCUCCCUGGUGACCCCAACAGAAAGCCUCCCGCACGCGGGGUGCCCCCGGGAGGGGCUGGGGUCAUGGGUGUCAAGCUGCCUGGAUUAGGAGCUGGGUUUCCUGUGUUGAGAAAAACCAACAGAGAGCCGAAAGAGGAAGAGAGGGCCCAAAGCUCACUAUCACAGAAAUCUGACUCAGAACAGAAACAGACAGAGGAUGCGGCAGAGGAGGGGCAGACCAAAAGCAAACCCAAGUGGACGCCACCAAAGCAUGCCAUAGGGAUGGGGACGCCUUUCAUGAUGGCUGAAUUGAAGGGAAAACUGAGGAAGUCCCCCGAAAAAUAAGAGAAUGACCUGUGGCCAGAACUGAUGAAGUUUAACUGCAUGUCAGUUUGUUGUUGAGUGCUGGCAAGCUAUUUUUUAAUCAGUUACUUUGUGAUGGGUCAUGCCUUCUUUUCAUGACUUGAAUAAAUCAUAAAUGCCAAUGUAACUUUACUUUACUAGUGUUAAAUAAAUAAAUAAAUAAAUAAAUA